AUGGAAACUAUUCCUUAUGCAUCUAUUGUUGGAAGCUUAUUGUAUGCACAAACUUACACUAGACCAGACAUCAGUUUUGCUGUGGGUAUGCUAGGCAGGUAUCAAAGUAAUCCAGGAAUGAAUCAUUGGAAAGCUGCAAAGAAAGUUUUAAGGUAUCUGCAAGGAACAAAAGAUUAUAUGCUUACUUACAAGAGAUAUGAUCAUCUUGAGGUAAUUGGAUAUUCAGAUUCAGAUUUUGCCGGAUGUGUGGAUACAAGAAAAUCCACUGUUGGCUAUUUGUUCCUGUUAGCUGAAGGAGCAAUUUCAUGA
This is a messenger RNA of Cucumis melo (muskmelon), 309 nucleotides long. Its product is annotated as secreted RxLR effector protein 161-like. Lineage: Eukaryota; Viridiplantae; Streptophyta; Magnoliopsida; Cucurbitales; Cucurbitaceae. The transcript has a single exon. The record is from RefSeq and is a predicted model, not a curated record. The coding region runs from base 1 to 309 and encodes 102 amino acids.